Messenger RNA from Cryptosporidium muris RN66, 2061 nucleotides. Its product is annotated as PAB-dependent poly(A)-specific ribonuclease subunit 3, putative. The transcript has a single exon. NCBI's taxonomy places the organism in Eukaryota, Apicomplexa, Conoidasida, Eucoccidiorida, Cryptosporidiidae. Gene Ontology annotation, molecular function: poly(A) binding; protein kinase activity; ATP binding. The record is from RefSeq and is a predicted model, not a curated record. The coding region runs from base 1 to 2061 and encodes 686 amino acids. Gene Ontology annotation, cellular component: PAN complex; P-body. Gene Ontology annotation, biological process: protein phosphorylation; nuclear-transcribed mRNA poly(A) tail shortening; mRNA processing.
AUGAAGGAGAAAUCGAUCGAUACUAGACGUAAUGAAAAUGACUCUAAGAAAUAUCAACAAUCCUUAGGAACAAGUUCUAUGUCAUCAUUUCAUGCGGAUGCACCUACAUUUAAACCUAGACUUGGCUUUUUAACAGCUAACCUAACUAAUAAUGUUGGUCAGACUACAAUUACACAGUCAUUAUCUUCAAACACCGAUAUUCCCUCUAAUUUAACUGCUUCAGCUCAACCAUUUAUUCCUUCUUCAAUACGUCAAAAUACUAGUGGUAUUGUUGAUCCCAGUAAUAAUAGUGGAAGUUUAAUAGAUCACUCAUUCUUGAUGUCAGGUAACAACUUUAUAGCAGCUUCAUAUCCCCAGCAAGGUAUCUUAUAUCCAAAUGUCUCAGGAUGUGAAACCGUUGCAAUGGGCUAUGAAGGAACUCAUAAUGUAGACCAUAUAGAUGGUGAAUAUGAAUCUGUUAUUUCAUCGAAUAAUGUUGGCUCAGGGCCAUCUGGGAGUGGAGCAGCUUGCAACAAUACGAAUAACAAUAUUACGAAUAAUAAUGGUAUACCAUCUUUAUCAUAUCAUGGACUAUCUUCUAAUAGUACUUAUAGUAAUAAUCACCAUCCAAACAAUGCAAUUAUUGAAGUUGGAAAUUUUUAUAAUGAACCGACCCUUUCAAACAAUAAUCAGCAAACAGCAUCUCCAAAUGAUAAUCCAUCCCCUUUAGAUUUAUCUGAAUAUUGUAGAAGAGUCCGUGGAUGGAAUUUACCUUUCUUGCGAACUAUACCUCAAAUGAAUGCUAUAACACAAAUUCGACAUGAAUUACAACUUCAAAACAUUUCACUCCUACUUACUCAAAAUGAUAUUGAGUGUUCUAAUCAUAAUAGUAUGACUCAUACUGUUCCUCCAGUAGUCCAGAGAAUUUAUUAUGGACUUUGUUUGUUAGAUGACCCCAAUAUAACACCUACAACAAGAUUUUGUGGUUAUCAGACUUAUGCAUACAAAGCCAUAAAUGCUGAAGAUUAUACAGCUUAUUGCUUAAGAAGAAUCGAUAGCUACUCAAUUUCUGAUUAUGAAAAUUCCAAGUCUAUUUUGGAAAGAUGGCAGAAGCUUACACAGCAUCCUUGUAUUGUAUCGUAUAGGCAAUGCUUCGUAUCUUUAGAUUUCUCACCUGGUGCCUUUAUAUCUGUAUAUGAUUACAUACCAAAUGCAAGUACAAUGGAAUCUGUUCAUUUUAAGGAACCUAUUGGUGAACCUUUGUUAUGGAAUUAUAUCAUUCAAAUAGUAUUAGCUUUAGUACAUAUACACAGUGCUCAAUUAGCUGCCAGAGUUAUUGAUCCAACUAAACUGUUGAUUUCAUAUAGAGGUAGACUACGUCUCAAUUGUGUGGGAAUUCUAGAUUUUACUCGUAUAGACCAUACAAAAACUGUAGCAGACUAUCAGAAACAAGACUUAGUAGCCUUAGGAUAUAUUAUAUUAGCAUUAUGUUGUGGUUCAUUGACUAUUAUAAAUGACCUAAAUCACGCUGUUGAGCAAAUAUUUUUAAAGUGCUCCUCUUAUUCUAAUGAUUUGAAGAAAUUGGUUCUAAUCUUACUUUCUAAACCUGCACUUCACAAAAAUAAUUUGGAUGUUUUUAUUUUAGCAAACAUGCUAGCUGCUAGAAUGAUUCCACAAAUUGAGCAUAGCUUAAAGUUAACUGAUGCAUUAGAAAAUGAAUUUAAGAAGGAGAUUGACAAUGGGAGAUUAUUUAGACUGCUGACGAAGAUUAAUACCAUUGCAGAUAGGAACCAACUAAACUCUAUUCAUAAGUGGAAUGAAACUGGAGAUCGCUAUACAUGCAAACUUUUCAGAGAAUAUUUAUUCCAACAAACAGAUAGUCAAGGUCGGCCUAUUAUUGAUAUGGGUCAUAUUUUUGAUGCUCUAGCAAAAGUUGACAUUGGGACGAGUGAAACAGUUACCUUAAUGAGUAGUGAUGGGUCUUCUAUAUUAUUGGUAUCUUUCGCUGACAUAAAGAACUCUAUUGAUAAGUCAUUUUGUGAAAUUGUUGCAGCUGCAACAACAAGCUCAAGCUUUCAAUAG